AUGGCCGACGUCAUGGUCCAAACCCCCCCGGUCCUCCAAGGCCCCUCCGAGAAAGAGAGGAAAUACGAUCGCCAACUGAGGCUCUGGGCUGCUUCUGGCCAGGCCGCCCUCGAAUCUGCCAACAUCCUCCUCGUCAACUCCGGCUCCGGCACUGUUGGUGUUGAGACGCUGAAGAACCUUGUUCUCCCAGGUAUCGGUAGUUUUACAAUUGCCGACCAAGCCACGGUCCGCCAUGAGGAUCUCGGCGUCAACUUCUUCCUUGACGAGUCCUCUCUCGGCGAGUUGAGGGCCGAGGCAUGUACCAACUUCCUCAUCGAACUCAACCCCGAGGUCCAGGGAAACUGGUACCCCAAGCUGACUACCACCAAGGACUCCUUCAGCCUCCAAGAGCUGCUCUCCACUUCCCCGACAUUCACCAUAAUCCUCUACGCGCUACCUCUGCCCCUGGACCAAGUUCAACUCCUCCAUGACUACGCUCGUCAACACAGCACUCCGAUCAUGGCAGUUCACUCCGUCGGCUUCUAUUCUUACUUCAAGACCACACUACCCGGGACCUUCCCGGUCGUCGAUACCCACCCCGAGGAAACUGCCACCACCGACCUGAGGCUGCUUACCCCUUGGCCUGAGCUUGUUGACUUUGCAAAUGACAUGACCAAAAAUAUCGACAGUCUAGACAACCAUGAGCAUGGUCAUUUGCCUCUUGUUGUCAUUCUGCUCCAUCAUCUUGAUCAGUGGCAACAGAGUCAUGGUGGUGCCUAUCCGACAAAAUAUGCCGAGAAGACUGCCUUCCGCCAGACGAUAUCCGAUGCAAUGAGAAAAGACAACCCGGAAGGAGGAGAGGAGAACUUUGAGGAGGCGGUGGCGGCUGUUAUGAAGCACGUCACGGUCCCUUCCAUCCCCGGCUCCCUCCAGCAGGUCUUCGAUUACCAACAUCAGGAUCCCGCAAAAGUAAAAUCCAGCUUCUGGAUCAUCGCCGAGGCUGUGAAGCGGUUCCACAAAGAACACGGGUGUCUCCCCGUCCCGGGCGGCUUGCCAGAUAUGAAGGCCCAGUCAAGUGUUUACAUCAAGCUUCAGAAUAUUUACAAAGAAAAGGCACGUCAGGACGUCAGACAGGUUCUAGAUUCAGCCCACGGCAUUCCAGGCGGCGAAGAAAUUGACUCAUCCGAGGUUGAGCUGUUCUGCAAGAACGCCCGCUUCAUUAAGCUCAUCAACAGCGAGGAAGGAAAUGCGGUCCGGGUGGAUCAGGUCGUGGAUCAAGAGCUAGCAAACGAUGAGAUUGCCGCCAUGGCCGGCCCGGAAAUGCCCCUGUCUCUUCUUCCCAUCUACCUCGCUCUCGCAUCCACCUCUCAUGUUACGACUGCCUCCCCCCAGGCAAUAAUGGAACGCAUUAGUCAACAAGCACCAAGGGCCGAAAGCAGCGAACGAUUCCUCAAGACGGCUCAGGAGGUCUCACGGGCUGGUGGUGGUGAACUGCACAACAUCUCUGCUGUCACUGGUGGAAUGGUAGCCCAGGAGAUGAUCAAGGUCAUCACAAAACAAUACGUCCCAAUCGACAACACUUGUAUCUUCGACGGCAUUGAAAGUCGAUGCCAGGUGCUUCGCUUAUAG
Molecule: messenger RNA, 1608 nt
Organism: Ilyonectria robusta
Lineage: Eukaryota; Fungi; Ascomycota; Sordariomycetes; Hypocreales; Nectriaceae
Exons: 5
Coding region: 1-1608 (535 amino acids)
Biological process (GO): protein neddylation
Cellular component (GO): cytoplasm
Molecular function (GO): NEDD8 activating enzyme activity
Source: RefSeq, a predicted model, not a curated record